AUGUACGAAUACGACGAAUCUGGUCAGCAGUACGAUGUGCACAGCGGCAUGCCAAUGACGGAUGCAUCGAUGAUGAUGAUGACGGGUGGAACUCAACAGUAUGGUGCCAGUGGGGCCUCAGCAGAGUCUUAUGGAGCUGGGACGACGUAUGACAACGUGUCUCGGCAGCAGACCGCACAGCCUAGCAGCGGCACUUCGGGUCGAAAGGGGCCCGGCAGGCCUAGAAAAGCAGAGGCAUCCAAUAGCACGGCGCCUGCUACGCUGGAAGACGACGACGCAUUUCCGUCGUUUGUUGAUGAAUCUGCCCACAACCAGCUCACCGAAGAGGACAUGGCAGAACUAGAGGAUGAAUUCGGUCAGGUCUGCUUGGAUAUGUUCCAGCAGGGGCAAAGUGGGGGACCGUCCGAGUGA
Messenger RNA from Cryptococcus amylolentus CBS 6039, 411 nucleotides. RefSeq lists its product as hypothetical. Lineage: Eukaryota; Fungi; Basidiomycota; Tremellomycetes; Tremellales; Cryptococcaceae. The transcript is spliced from 3 exons. Bases 1 to 411 code for a protein of 136 amino acids. The record is from RefSeq and is a predicted model, not a curated record.